CAAAGUUUCAUGUACAUAUAAUAGAAAAUCAAAACGAGCAUCAAGUGUUAGGAAAAAAAAGAAAGCAAGAAGGCGCAUCCACAAGCAACUUGCAACAAAACAAAAAGGCUAAAGGGAAGACGAAAAAGAGCAAAGGAAGAGACGCUCCUAUGAUGAAUAUGCAGCAUGAUGAUGCACAAAGAAAAGAAGUGAGAGGCAAAGGUGUGAAAGAUAGUGAAAGACUAUCACUGACCAUGAGGAGGAGGACUAGGAGCAUGAUGCAGUCAAAAAGUGAUGAUCAUGCAGAAAAAUCACAAAAUGAUGAUGAACAGCUG
Messenger RNA from Cuscuta europaea, 314 nucleotides. Lineage: Eukaryota; Viridiplantae; Streptophyta; Magnoliopsida; Solanales; Convolvulaceae. The record is from the annotation of a GenBank genome assembly.